GCCAUAAAACAAACGAGUGGUUUAAAUUCAAGUGUCUUCCAUGAUCCAAGCUGCAAACGCCAUGGCUACUCAUCAGAGGAGACACCCCAGUGUCGCCGCCGAGCUGGAGGGCACGCUGCUCAUCUCCGGCGACCUCUUCCCCUACUUCCUCCUCGUCGCCCUCGAGGCCGGCGGCCCGCUCCGGGCCGCCGUCCUGCUCGCCGCGUACCCCGUCGCCGCCCUCCUCGGCGUCGCCCUGCCCGACGACGACCUCGCCGUCCGCGUCAUGACCUUCGUGUCCACCGCCGGCCUCUCCGUCGCCGACGUGGCGGCGGUGGCGAGGGCCACGCUGCCCAGGUUCUUCCUCGCCGACCUCAGCGACGCCGCGUUCCGGGCCUUCGCGCGCCGCGACGCCGCCGAGAGGUACGUCGUGACGCGGCUGCCGACGGCCAUGGUGGAGCCGUUCGUCCGGGAGUACGUCGCCGAGGGAGCCCGCGUCGUCGGGGCGGAGCUGCGGGUGGUCGGGGGGCGGUUCACCGGCGCGGCGGUGAACGGCGACCGGAGCUUGGGCGCUCUGCAAGCCGUUCUUGGGCGCGGCCGCCGGGUCAUCGACGUCGGGCUGUGCUCCGGCGACGGCGCGGCGAAGCGGCAGCCGGCGUUCAUGAAGAUAUGCCAGGAGCGCCACGUGGUGUCCACGCCGGAGAAGGCGCCGGCGGCGCCUCUUCCGAGGAGCGAGUACCUCCGGCCACUGAUCUUCCACGACGGCCGCCUCGUCGGCCGGCCGGACCCGCUGGCCUGCCUCGCCGUCGCGCUCUGGCUCCCACUCGGCGCCGCCCUCGCCGUGACACGCAUCCUCAUCGCCUUCUUGCCCUACAGCGUCGGCCUCCUCCUCGCCGCGGCCACCGGCUUCCAGAUAAGAGCGCACCUCGGCGGCGCGCCACCGCGGUGGCGAGGGGGCACGUUGUACGCGUGCAACCACCGGACGCUGCUGGACCCGGCGGUCCUCUCGACGGUGGUGCACCGGAAGGUGACCGCCGUGACGUACAGCCUCUCCGGCUUGUCGGAGAUGAUCGCGCCGAUCCCGACGGUGCGGCUGACGCGCGACCGCGGCAGGGACAGGGUGAUCAUGCAGUCCGUGCUCGCCGGCGGCGACCUCGCCGUCUGCCCGGAGGGCACCACGUGCCGGGAGCCGUACCUGCUCCGGUUCAGCCCCCUGUUCGCGGAGAUCGCCGGCGAGGUCACGCCGGUGGCCGUGCGGGCCGGCGGCGCCAUGUUCCACGGCACGACGGUUAGGGGGUACAAGGGGAUGGACUCCUUCUUCUUCCUCAUGAACCCGGCGCCGUGGUACCAUCUGCAGCUGCUCGACCCGGUGCCAUCCUCUUCUGCCGCCGCCGACGGUGAUGGCGGCGGUGACGGCGGCGGCGAGUCGAGCCGCGACGUGGCGAACCGCGUGCAGCGAGCGAUCGGCGACGCCCUCGGAUUCGAGUGCACGGCGCUGACGCGCAGGGACAAGUACCGGAUGAUCGCCGGCCACGACGGCGUCGACAUGCGCGGCAACGCCCGCCUCUAGCAUAUGCAACGGAAGCAGAUCCUCUCACAUGCAGUAAUUGGGUCACCGACAUGUGGGUCCCACUUUUGCUAUGGCCCAUAUGUCAGUGGCUCAACUGCGCUGUAGUAAAAUCAGAGGAUCUCUUUCCAUAUGCAACCUAUAUACAGCACGUCGCAUGUGAUAGCCUAAGAUAUUGUAACCUAGUACAAUGAAUCUGGUCGGACAAACGUAACCACCAGUCCAACUAAUCUGGAUAGAGCAUUAGCCCAGAAUCCGGAUUCGUAGAUAUGUCCUGUCCGAUAAUAUAUUGCUAUAUUUUAAGACUAAGAUAAUAAUUAUUAAGUUGUAAGCGUAUUAAAUAAA
This is a messenger RNA of Oryza sativa Japonica Group (Japanese rice), 1891 nucleotides long. Its product is annotated as glycerol-3-phosphate acyltransferase RAM2. The record is from RefSeq and is a predicted model, not a curated record. Gene Ontology annotation, biological process: cutin biosynthetic process. Gene Ontology annotation, molecular function: glycerol-3-phosphate 2-O-acyltransferase activity; phosphatase activity. Gene Ontology annotation, cellular component: membrane. Lineage: Eukaryota; Viridiplantae; Streptophyta; Magnoliopsida; Poales; Poaceae.